AUGGCUCUGAUUAGAGAGAAGAGGUUUACCCAGAUGAAUCUCUCGCUGCACGUGCCAUCCCGUGCGCCCUUGUUCCAAGAGGCGGCCGCACGGCGGCAAUGCCCGCCGCCGUCGACGUCAAUGGCGACGCCGGCGUCCCGGUCCAACCAGUUCCGGCUCGCCGACUUCGAGAGAGUCGCUGUGCUCGGCCGCGGGAAUGGUGGCACCGUGUACAAGGUUCGCCACCGCGAGACGUGCGCGCUCUACGCGCUGAAGGUGCAGCACUCCGGCGAGCCCGCCGCCGCCGAGGCGGACAUACUCAGCCGGAUGGCGUCCCCGUUCGUCGUCCGGUGCCACUCCGUCCUGCCCACCGCCUCCGGCGACGUCGCGCUGCUCCUCGAGCUGGCGGACGGAGGCUCCGUCGACGCCGUCGUGGGACGCCGCGGGGCGUUCCCGGAGGCGGCGGUGGCGGAGGUGGCGGCGCAGGCGCUGUCCGCCCUGGCGUACCUCCACGCCCGCCGCGUCGUGCACCUGGACGUCAAGCCGGCGAACCUCCUCGCCAGCACGGCCGGGGAGAUCAAGGUCGCCGACUUCGGCAUCGCCAAGGUGCUCCCCCGCGCCGGCGACCACUGCGCGUCGUACGUUGGCACCGCCGCGUACAUGAGCCCGGAGCGGUUCGACCCGGAGGCGCACGGCGGGCACUACGACCCCUGCGCCGCCGACGUGUGGAGCCUGGGCGUGACCCUCCUGGAGCUCCUCGUGGGCCGGUACCCGCUGCUCCCCGCCGGGCAGAAGCCGAGCUGGGCGGCGCUCAUGUGCGCCAUCUGCUUCGGCGAGCCACCCGCGCCGCCCGCCUGCGCGGCGUCGCCGGAGCUCCGGGCGUUCAUGGCCGCGUGCCUGCGCAAGGACUACCGCGAGAGGGCGUCCGUCGCGGAGCUCCUCGCCCACCCGUUCGUCGCCGAGAGGGACGUGGCGGCGUCGAGGCACGCGCUCCGGAGGCUGGUCGCCGAGGCCUCGUCGCCGUCGCCGUAG
Oryza brachyantha (malo sina) is the source of this 1011-nucleotide messenger RNA. Its product is annotated as mitogen-activated protein kinase kinase 9-like. The record is from RefSeq and is a predicted model, not a curated record. Lineage: Eukaryota; Viridiplantae; Streptophyta; Magnoliopsida; Poales; Poaceae. The transcript has a single exon. Gene Ontology annotation, cellular component: cytoplasm. Gene Ontology annotation, molecular function: ATP binding; protein serine/threonine kinase activity. The coding region runs from base 1 to 1011 and encodes 336 amino acids. Gene Ontology annotation, biological process: protein phosphorylation.